Molecule: messenger RNA, 2055 nt
Organism: Blepharisma stoltei
Lineage: Eukaryota; Ciliophora; Heterotrichea; Heterotrichida; Blepharismidae
Source: the annotation of a GenBank genome assembly
AUGUCCAUAUCUGAAAUAAAAGAAUACCUGAGUAGAGGAGAAGAUUCUGAAGAACUAGGUUCCAAAAUAAACGAUUUAGUCUUCCAAAUUACAGAACACACCGCAACCACAAUAGCUCCAGAGGCGGCCAACGAACUUUUAAAUACAAUAUCAGAAUGGAUUUUGCAGCAUUCCAGCUCCAAACGGCUCGAAAACCUCCUCAAAUUGAUUUUUGUAAUUUACCAAAACCAAGGCCUUUCUGAAGAAUUCAAUUUUCUAGGGAUGGACGAAGCUGAGGUGAAAAUUGCAGCUUGUCCAAAUUUAGUGUCCUGCAUUCUCUCACUUUUAAACUCUGUAUUAAAAAGUAACCAAGCCGAAAAGUAUAUGAGGAUCCUGACAUUAUUGCUGAGAAUUUCUGCCAUGAUUGUGCAGCAGAAGACAGUCCCGAAUUUCUUUCGAAGGAAAGGAAGUCUAAAAAUGCUAAUCGCUCUAUAUAGAAACCUUGUAAAGGCAUCUGCAAGAAGUGAAGGGUCAAUCAAAAUUCUUACGUUGAUUUGUGAAGUAAUGGCUAACAUGGCUGUCAAAAAUGAAAAAGCAAGAGAGUAUUUGACGAGAAAAGCAGUGAUUCAAGCCUCAUGUGCAUUGAUAACCAACCCAAACUAUACAAGCGAUAAUAAACUUAUGAGCAAAGCUUUAUAUCUUUUAGGAAGCACUGCUGGGAGCAGCGAUCAACAGUUAUUGAUAUGGGUUUCUGGAGGAAUUUCUCAAGCUCUACAGUGCGUCCAAAACCCGAAACUUUCUCCGUCAGCUUCAUUUUUGUUGUGAAGGGCAUGUAUUGAUAAUGAAGAAAUCCAGCAAGAAAUAUUUUCCUCAAAUUUUCAUUUGCAAGCUUUGGAGGCAAUAAGAAAUGGAGGCGAUAUUGAAAAAAUCACUUAUUUGAUAGGAAUCAUAAGAAGAAUUGUGGUUAAUGCAAAAUUCAGAGACCAACUGGCAGGUUUGGUUGCAGAGCCACUUUUAUUGGAGCUUAAGCAGCUUACCAGAGGCGAGUUUUCUUUACCUUUAAAAGAAAUUUCAGCAGCUCUUGGAACAAUAUCAACUGAUCCAGCGAUUGCACAAAUAAUUGUCCAAGCAGCUGGCAUUGAAAUCAUAACAGAAGUCGCUUUAAGAAACCUUACAAAAUCAAAGCUUGUGAAGACUUGUAUUGGAGCGCUCGUAAAUUUAUCAUUGCAAGAAGGAAUGGUGGACAGGAUAGGCAACAACUUACGAUUUUAUGAAUUAAUUAGAGCUAUCAUAGCUUCUUACCCAAGCUCUUCUUAUAUGAUGGAAUAUACGCUUAGACUCAUUUUAAAUGCCUUGCAAAGCAACAACUGUUUGUACCAUCUUUCUGAAGUUUCCUUUGUGACUGAUCUGAGAAAUCUUUUUGAGAGGUGGCAAAAUGAAGAAGAUCUCCUGCUGUAUGUGCUCUAUAUUUUUAGAAGCCUUGUUUCGCAUAAAAAAGGGAUCGAAGCCUUUUCAGAGGCAAUUCCAGAAGGGUUUAUAGAUCAGCUUCUUGGAGUUUUUCAGCAUUAUAUUUCAAAUGUCAAAGUUCUUACUGAAAUUAUUCUGCUGAUUUCAGCAUUGAGCCAGCAAGAAGGAAUUUUCCUGGAUACGUUGAAAAGGUCAGAUAUGCUUUCAACAAGAAUAAAAGAAUGCUUACUCCCCCUCCGUGAGCGAACAAAACUUUGCUCACUUAAGGAGAUGGUUAAUAUUUUUUAAAAAUUUAUAUAUAAAUUUUAUAGGAAAUUUUUCUAAAAUAUUCUAAUUGGAAAGCUAAAAUUAGUUUUUUAAGUUUAUUUUUUCAAAUCCAAGGUGUAGCUAAAAAUUUCAUUAUACUAAUUAUCACCCACAUAUCAAAAUAUUUUUCCAUAAAACAAAUUGUUUUGUUCGCUUACAGAGGAUGGCUUUUUUACCCAAUUUUUUUUUCGCUUAUGGAGGAUGGGGGAGUUAGAAAUUCAUUCGAAGGACCAGAAUAAAACAAUGCUACUGACAGAAUGUAUUGCAAACUUACCCGUUGAGGAGUUGAACAUUAUUAUAUAA